Molecule: messenger RNA, 493 nt
Organism: Rotaria sp. Silwood2
Lineage: Eukaryota; Metazoa; Rotifera; Eurotatoria; Philodinida; Philodinidae
Source: the annotation of a GenBank genome assembly
AUGUUAAUAGGUGGUGGUAAAUCUUUAUGUUAUCAAUUACCAGCAGUUCUUGAUCAAGGAAUAACAUUUGUUGUAUCUCCACUUCGUUCAUUAAUUCUUGAUCAAACUCAAAAACUUUUAUCAUUAGGUAUUCCAUGUGCUUCAUUAACUGGUGAUCGAACACCAGCUGAAGUAUCAUCAAUAUAUACUAAAUGUUAUGCGCCAGAACCUAAACUUAAACUUGUUUAUAUAACACCAGAAAAAAUUGGACAAAAUGAUCAAUUAAAUAAAUUAUUUACACAUUUAUAUUCGAAAAAUAAUUUAGCUCGAUUUGUUAUUGAUGAAGCACAUUGUAUUUCUGAUUGGGGUCAUGAUUUUCGUCCUGAUUAUAUCAAAAUUGGUACAUUAAAUGAUCGAUAUCCUCGUGUUCCAUUUACAUUAUUAACUGCAACAGCAACUCCACGAGUUCAACGUGAUAUGCUUCAUCAAAUGAAACUUGAUAGACAUUUAUCAA